Angiostrongylus costaricensis is the source of this 2628-nucleotide messenger RNA. Lineage: Eukaryota; Metazoa; Nematoda; Chromadorea; Rhabditida; Metastrongylidae. The record is from the annotation of a GenBank genome assembly.
AUGGGAUCAGGAAAACAAGAUGAGCAACCUUCGGAUCUUCUUCUCAAAUGCCUCAACAGUGGUCGUGUGGAUGUUCUAUGUUCUCUUCUCUCACAAAUGAAAAACAAGCCGGAUUACCAUGAUAACGUUGAUGUACUGUGUUGUGAUGAAGGCACCUUACUUCAUCGUGCUGUCGGACUAGAUUCUACUGACUUUGUGAGUGCCCUUCUUUCAAACGGAGCAAAUCCAUGCGUCCAAAAUGAGUCUGGAAAAACUGCUUACCAAAUGUGCAAAUCUGAUACCGUUCGCAAUGCUUUUGUUCAGGAGGCUCUUCGGGCUAUUACCAAUGGUCGUCUUUGCCAGCUUAUUUCAUCAGGCGUGUCAGUGGAUUCCGUCGAUUCACAGCAGUCACGUAACACCUUACUGAAUUGGGCUGCCGAUUUCUCAACUGCAGAUAUUGUCAGGACUCUCUGUGAAGGAGGGGCAAAUGUUAACUUUCCCAAUGCAAAGGGCGAAACUCCGCUCGUAACGGCGGUUCGUCGUGGCAACGAACAAUCAGUACGACAACUUCUCGCCUCAGGCGCAGACCCUGCAAUGAAGACAAACAAGGUUUUCAGUCGUUUUUCAGAUGGAAUCACUUUCGUUCGAGAAGCUUUGUUUUCCUACACUUUCUUAUUAACAUCAUUGUCGAUCGGUAUGCUGUUGAUACUAUUUCGUCUUCUUCCUAACAUAUCAGUUGAUAAAAUGUUUUGUGCGACUUUUUUCUUUGUAGUGUUAGCAAUCGUUACCUUUAGUACAGAGAGGUAUACGGAUGGCAAACCAGAAGUGUGGUCGGAUUUGCUUUGGCCACAGCCGAAGCUAAUUAGGAUUGACAGUACUAGUAAAGGGUUCUCCUUUCCUAAGGAUAACAGGCUUAAGAUUUACUUUUGCAAUGCUUCCAAAGGAUGUCCUCUUCGAAUGAUGCAGGCUAUUCAAAUUAGUGCCCCAUUUCUGUCUAGUGUUAAUCUCGAUUUGGACUACCGCGGGCAUAAGACUGCGGAUCAUGGUAAUUCUUCUUUGGAUGGAAAAAUAACGUGUGGUAUUUUUGCUGAUGGUCGGCCAUCAGGUGCAUAUGUGCUGACUAUAGACUGUCGUGGUAUAGAAAUCAUCGCGAGCGAUUAUUGUGGUGUUCGUUUUAUGGCUCAUAAUUCCUGUUUGAUUGUGAUUUCAGUUUCCUACUGUAGCGGUGAUAUCAGCAAACCUUGCCUGAGGUUCCGAGUUUUGCUCAUAUGUCAUCGCCUAUGUGGUUUUAUCUCAUUUUAUUUAGACGGUACUAUCCCUUGUAUCACCGUGCGUGACUGUCCGGACCGUCCAUUCCGCGCAGUUUUCCAAGAUUUUUCGGGUUGUCGAAUCCUUAAUACGGAAACGCUGCUACAGCUUGCUACACGUCUUUCUUAUUGCAAAGCCAAUUUUCUGUUUGUGAAUUUUGAAGUACGUACCACCGAUCGGUACCAACUGCCGUAUACAAAUCGUGAUCUCUUCCACAUGAUGCAAGUCUGUGAAGAGCUUUUUAUUACGCUCGUACCAUCGUUGGACACGCAGUCGAAUUACAUUGAACCAAACACUGCUCGUGAUAUUAUUGAACAGUUCUUGGACGAUUUUCCUCUCAGUAAAACCGCACACUUCGGAGCUAAUUUAUCCAGCAUUCUUAUUGCUAACAGAAAUGUACUUGCGGCGGUGCAGCGUCGAGUACCAAGGAUCUUUCUGUCAUCACAUGUUGAUGAGAAGAACGCGUUUUUGUUGUCUUCGGUGCCUUCUUAUGUCACGUUAUGUAUUGAAGGAUGUUUUCCGUUUGAAGUUGAUAGAUUGUUGUCGCCAAGAGUUUCUAUCGUAUUGAAGUUUUCGACGGGAGAUGAUGGAUAUUUAUGUGCUGCUCCGGAUUCCACUGCAAAAAAGGCGUUGCUGGCUUCAAGACUUAGCGAGAAAUGUAACGUGUUAGGGACGAUGGUAUGCGAUCUCUCAACUGGUUGUGAAGCAAUGCCACAUUCAUUGUCUUAUAUGUCGUUGUUGUCAACAUUGGGCGUUGCAUGGAAUGGAACGUGUGACAUGAAAAAAUUUUCAUUUUUACAACCCGCUAUUGCGGCCCAUCAUAUUCUUAUGGACGGUGACAUGGCUGCUUUAUUCGAACAAGCAGCUACGCUAGGUCGUGUGGAGCAUGAACUCACUAAGGUUGCUUGCGGAACCUGGCGUCCUAUAUUUCCAAAUUCGCCGACCUCUGAAGGAGGAGAAGCUGGUUUCGGACAAAAUAAGAAGGGAUCAAUUUCAGUUUUUGUUGAGAUGAUUCUCAACCCUGAAGCUCUCAAUCUCGAACGUCUUACACCCGUUAUUUUCAAGAAAGCUAGAAUCGAAUUACGUCGCAGUUUAAUGGCUCUUGACGCCGCUAGAAAAACUCUUCCGUACAAUUUUGAACUAGCUUUAGUGCUCGCAGAGAUUAAAUUGGUCACAGAGUUAAUGGUUUUAACCAGCAGGUUAGGGCAGGCUUUAUGUAUACAUGGAAUGAAAUCCAUCCAAGCAAAAGGCCGUGAGGAAGGGCUUCAUUAUUCACCUGGACGUGUAGGUGUUGCUCAUCUGCCCCUAACUAUGCGAACUGACUUCGCAAAUAGGUUGGUU